AUGGCUAAACAUUACAUGAAGAGUGUGCUAUCUUCACUGCUCUUGUCGGCUACAAGCCAAGCUGCAGUGUUGGCCCCAGUUAACGACAUUGUGUUUCCGUCGAGCAAUACAGCUCAAAACCCACUGCAAUACUCCGGUGGUAACACGCCAUAUUUUGCUGGUUGUCCAAAUGUCAAUGGCGUCAGUAACGAUGUGCCUGAUAAAUGCACAGUUCAGCAAGCUGCCUAUGUUGUGAGACACGGAAGCAGAUUUCCCGAUACAGGAUCUUAUGAUUCCUGGGUCGGUAUUCAGGAGAAGGUCCAAACUGCUGUUAAGGGCCAUGGAUUUGAGGCCCGCGGAUCUCUUUCUUUCAUCUCGGAAUGGAGUCCAGUUCUGACCAAUCCGACACUACAAAUGGCCUCUGAGUCUAUGACAGGAUGGAAGGAGGAUGGUAACCCGUUCUACGUGUGGGCCAACCAGUACAAGUAUCCUAUCAAUGAGUCUCGAGUAGUUCAGACCGCUCGUGCUUUUGUGAAUGGCUAUCUUUACGAGUUCGCCGAAACCUAUGGUACGGUUGUUAGUGUGAACUCCACUGGCUCCACAAGUGCCAUUGGAAACUCUCUUGGUCCAUCCGAUUCAUGCCCGACGUUUGCGAGCACCUCAAGUGGAGGUGAUAAUGUCACCAAUUUUGAUGCUACUUGGGUCCCCAAAACCUUGAAGCGGCUCAAUUCACUGGUUAGUGGAAAUCUCACCUUCGAUGAGACCGAUAUCCUUUUCUUCCCGUACCUGUGUGCAUACGAGAGUCAGAUUCGUGGUAACCUCAGUCCCUGGUGCAACGUUUUCACUGAAGAUGAGCUUCGCAACUAUGCCUAUUCCCAGGACUUGAGCUACUACUAUGAUGUUGGUCCUGGCGCGGAUGGACCAGCUAGUGUUCUCUUCUUGCCUUUCCUGCACAGUUUGACAACUCUACUCAGCAAAGGCCCCGGUCAAAAGGGCACAGGCGUUGAUGGAGACGACUUUACUGUUCCCAAUCUCAUCAUGGCUUUCCUGAAUGAUAACCAAAUUGCCGAGAUGACUGCUGCCAUGGGGGUUUUUGAUCAUGAGUCGGCUCUUCCCGAUGAUCAUAUCCCUGCUAAUCAGCUAUAUAAUGUGGCACACUUUAUCACCAUGCGCGGCACUGUAGCGUUCGAGACGCUGAACUGCGAGGUUGAAUCGAAGCGUCAAUUUUCCAAUGAGACUUAUAUUCGAGUGCUGUUUAAUGACGCUGUCUACCCUAUUGCUAGCUGUCAGAAUGGCCCCGGCAAAAGUUGUCUUUUGUCUGAAUAUGCAGCUCUCAUUGAGAAGAAAAACCAGGAUGCUGGCAACUUUAUUGAUUAUUGCAACGUGACCGAGGCAAGUCAUCCUUCUACUGUUGCUGGGGCUAGCUUCUUCAGUGACUUAUCUUUGAAUUUCUUGACAUUCGUCAAGCCCUGA
Molecule: messenger RNA, 1452 nt
Organism: Penicillium angulare
Lineage: Eukaryota; Fungi; Ascomycota; Eurotiomycetes; Eurotiales; Aspergillaceae
Product: phosphoglycerate mutase-like protein
Exons: 6
Coding region: 1-1452 (483 amino acids)
Cellular component (GO): fungal-type cell wall
Molecular function (GO): acid phosphatase activity
Source: RefSeq, a predicted model, not a curated record